AUGCCGGCAGAACAGCCAAUAGAUAUGUUAAAUGACACCUUGGCAGAGAUCGUUUACAGAACGAAGAAUAUGCCAAGGUUCAAAAGAUUGGCACGCAGUACGCACUUUGAUGUGAGAGAAGUUGAAGCUUUGUCAAUUAUCCAUCGUAAAUGCGUGCAAAUGCUGGGUCCGAUAAGUAGAUUAAUAUUUCGAAACAUUUUCCACGCUAGUUUGGAUUUCACAGAAAAUAUUCGUCACUUAUUGAUCGACAGAAUGUUUUCCGUCGUCGACAAACGAAAUGCUUUGCAGAUACACUCUGAACAAUGGAUCGAAGGUUUGUCGGUGAUUCUUCGCGGAACUUUAGACGAAAAAAUUCAUUUUGCUUAUAGAGUGUACGAUAACAUGAGAACUCACAAAUUAAAAAAGGAGCAUAUAUUUCCCAUGAUGCGCGGAUGUUUAAUUAAAUUGCAGAAUGAUGAAAACCCAGAAGAAGCCGUAAAGGACUUGAUAGAUUUGUUAAUAAAAAAGCUAGACGUGGAUCGCGAUGGCGCAGUAUCAGAGGAGGAUUUCAAAACCGCCGUAAAAGAGAGAAAUCAACUUCUUUUAGAAUGCAUGGGCCCAGUAUUUCCUUCGAGAGACGCACGUCACAUGUUCCUGACUACUUUUACAGAUCGUGUAGGAAGAUACUGA
This is a messenger RNA of Bombus pyrosoma, 669 nucleotides long. RefSeq names its product EF-hand calcium-binding domain-containing protein 1-like. The record is from RefSeq and is a predicted model, not a curated record. Gene Ontology annotation, molecular function: kinase binding; calcium ion binding. Gene Ontology annotation, biological process: calcium-mediated signaling. The transcript has 5 exons. NCBI's taxonomy places the organism in Eukaryota, Metazoa, Arthropoda, Insecta, Hymenoptera, Apidae. The coding region runs from base 1 to 669 and encodes 222 amino acids.